Messenger RNA from Colius striatus (speckled mousebird), 2853 nucleotides. It is a transcript of the gene ANKRD35, whose product is annotated as ankyrin repeat domain 35. The record is from RefSeq and is a predicted model, not a curated record. Gene Ontology annotation, molecular function: actin binding. Bases 1 to 2778 code for a protein of 925 amino acids. Lineage: Eukaryota; Metazoa; Chordata; Aves; Coliiformes; Coliidae. The transcript has 13 exons.
AUGGCUUUUGUGGGCGAGCGGGAGGUCCCCGGGGAGGGGACGGGACGGGACGAGCCCGGGCGGGGUGCGGCGGGCGCCGGGACGGGGCGGGAGGACGCGCAGCCCAACGCAGCCGCGGUGACGGUGGAGAGCUGGAACAAGCAGGACCAGAAGCUGCUGGAGGCCGUGGAGCGGGGGGACGUGGGCAGAGUGGCCGCGCUGGCUGCUCGCAGGACGGCCCGGCCAGCCAAGGCCAACGCCGUGGGGCAGUCUGCCUUCCACCUGGCUGCAUCCAAGGGUCUGACCGAGUGCCUGACGCUGCUCCUGGCCCACGGGGCCCCUGUGGAUGAGAAGAACGAUGAUGGCAGCACCGCUCUGCAUCUGGCCACCAUCGCCUGCCAGCCCCAGUGUGUGAAGGUCCUGCUGCAGUACGGCGCCAACGAGAGUCACGUGGACAGGCAGAACCGAACCCCCCUGCACUGGGCUGCCUCCUCAGGCUGCGCCUCCAGCGUUCUGCUGCUCUGCGACCACGGGGCCCUCCUGGAUGUCACCGACGCCCACGGACAGACCCCCCUGAUGCUGGCGGCGAGGGGCAACCACGCUGCCAUCUGCGCCCAGCUGCUGCGGAGAGGAGCCGACGCCAACGUGGCCACCGAGGACGAGAAGACUGCGUUGACCUUGGCCCGUGAGUGCCACAGCCUGGAGUCGGCCGAGCUGCUGCUGAGCCACACGGCAGCCGCGGGCACUGAGAACGGCAUCGGCUGUGCCAAAGGCCCCACGGCGCAGGCAGAGGACGGCAAGGAGGAGGAGGAGGAGGAGGAGGAGGAGGAGCAGCAGCAGGAGGAGUGUGAAGGGCAGCAGAUGAGGAGGCUGAAGGAGCAGCUGCUGAGGAAGACUCAGGAAUGCCAACGCCAGGCGGCGGCUGCCCACGGCACCCGGCAGCGGCUGCGCCAGCUGGUGAAGCUGCUGCCCGGCGCCGGGCUGCGGGCUGAGGAUGAGGAGGAGGAGGACGAAGGUUCCUGCCUGGCCCUCCUGGCACAGCACCUGGGUGAGCUGAGGAUGAGGACGGCGGAGGAGGAGGAAGGGGACGGAGGGCGCCAAGGCCUGGAGGAGCCCGAGGAGGCGCCGGCGCUGGGCCCGUUCCUGGCCUGGCUGGGGGAGGAAUGCGCCCGGCUGCGGGAGGCCAAGGCCGCGGCCUUCGCCCGCAGCAAAGGGCUGAGGAAGGAGGUGGAGGAAGCCCUGAGGAGCAAAUUGCACUACGAGGUGGUGUCGGCGGCCGCCGUCCGGCGCAGUUUGGCCGCCUGGGAGAAGCUGGUGCUGGGCUUGGAGCAGACGCUGAGCCGCGCCGACCGCGCCCACGCCGAGGCGCUCCGGGGGUCGCGGCUGCUCCUGGCCAAGCUGCGGCGGGAGCCAGCGCGGCCACGGCCCGGGAACGGCCCCGGGAACGGCCCCGAGCCCCGCGGGACGCCGCACGGGGAGCUGCUGGGGCUGAAGGAGAGCAACCGGGAGCUGAGGGAGAGCAACAGGGAGCUGCUGGGGCUGAGGGAGACCAAUGGGGAGCUGAAGGAGCUGAAGGAGAGCAACAGGGAGCUAAAGGAGACCAACAGGGAGCUGCUGGAGCUGAGGGAGAGCAACGGGGAGCUGCUGGAGGUGAAGGAGAGCAACAGGGAGCUGAAGGAGAGCAACAGGGAGCUGCUGGAGACCAACUGGGAGCUGCUGGGGCUGAAGGAAACCAAUGGGGAGCUGAAGGAGAGCAACAGGGAGCUGCUGGGGCCGAAGGAGAGCAACAGGGAGCUGAAGGAGCUGAAGGAGAGCAACAGGGAGCUGAGGGACAGCAACGGGGAGCUGAAGGAGAGCAACAGGGAGCUGCUGGGGCUGAAGGAGAGCAAUGGGGAGCUGAAGGAGCUGAAGGAGAGCAACAGAGAGCUGAAGGAGCUGAAGGAGAGCAACAGGGAGCUGCUGGAGGUGAAGGAGAGCAACAGGGAGCUGCUGGAGCUGAGGGAGAGCAACGGGGAGCUGCUGCGUGAGCUGGGGCGGCUGCGCCGGCAGCGGGAGCGGCUGCGGGACGAGCUGCGGGGGCUGCGCGACUCCGGCGCCGACGGAGCGGCCGCUUUGUCCCGAGAGCUGGAGGCUCGGAGGCAGGAGGCGGCGAGGCUGCGGCGGAGGCUGCGGGGGCAGCGGCGGGAGCUGGAGGAGCUGCGGGACGGGCUGCGGGACGCGGCCGCCGAGGCCGGCGCCGGGAUCCUCGCGGAGCUGCAGCGAAAGCUGGACGGGCUGGUGCGGGCCCAGCGCGAGGCCCUGCGGCUGCUGGAGGCCAUGGACGGGGCCGGGCCGGAGGCAGAGCCGGGGCAGCCGGCGGAGGGGCCGCAGAGCGGGGCUGGGCCGCGGGACGAGGCCGAGCGCUGGCGGGCGGCGGCGGCCCAGGAGACGCGCGCCAAGGAGGCGGCGCUGGAGCUGGCGGGACGGCGGGAGCGGGAGGCGCAGGAGCUGCGGGACAGGGCCCAGGCGCUGGAGCAGAGCGUGGGCAACCUGCGGGCCAGGGCGGGCCAGCUGGCCAGUGCCUGCCGGGACAGGGACGGCAAGAUGAAGAAGCUGCUGGAGGAGACGGAGAAGCUGUCGGCAGAGGUGCUGGGGCUCCGUGGGCAGAGUGCUCGGCUCCAGCUCCAGCUGGAGGUCGAGCAGAAGAACCACCGGGACGUCAUCGCUAUCUAUAGGACCCACCUGCUCAACGCUGCCCAGGGCUUCAUGGACGAGGGCGUCCACGCGCUGCUGCUGCACAUCCUGCGGACCGAGGGCUGAGGGGCAGGAUCAGGGCCAGCCCCAUUGCCCCCCAUUGCCCCCCACUGCCCCCCCAUUGCCCCCCAUUGCCCCCCA